AUGCUACAAAAGCAGCUAAAAACAGAAUUCCUUAGUCCAGCGUUGCCUGAAGAGACAGAGACAGCUGAAAUGCAAUCAAAAAUGCCUCCUGUCGGUGUGGAGGAUUUUGAUAAAGCUAAUUGGAAUGAUCCGUUUCAGGUGUCACACUAUGCCAUGGAUAUAUUUAAUUACUUAAAGGCCCGAGAGGCUGAAUUCCCAAUAGACGAUUACAUGAAGCGCCAAGUGCAUUUGUCAAAAUGGAUGCGUACUCUGCUUGUGGACUGGAUGGUGGAAGUUCAAGAAACAUUCGAACUUCGUCAUGAAACUUUGUAUUUAGCGGUGAAAAUGGUCGAUUUGUUCUUGUGCAAAGUUGUUAUCAAUAAGGACAAGUUGCAAUUAUUGGGAGCGUCCGCUCUAUUUAUAGCGUGCAAAUUCGAAGAGUGCACACCGCCAUUAAUUGAGGACUUCUUAAACAUUUGUGAUGGUGCUUACAAGCAUGAAGAGCUAAUACAUUUGGAGAAGUGCACUUUGCGAACUAUUGACUAUGAUCUCGGAAUACCUCUGUCUUAUCGCUUCUUGCGACGUUAUGCUCGAUGUGCAAAAAUAGCCAUACCUACACUUACUUUAGCUCGCUACAUAUUGGAGUUGUCUUUGAUGGAUUAUGAUACCAUAGCUUUUAGUGACUCUAAAAUGGCCGCAGCCGCUUUGUUCAUUGCCCUGCGAUUGGUUGGUGAAGAGGAAGCAUGGAAUGCCACUUUAGAAUAUUAUUCUGGUUAUAAGUUAAUGGAUUUUGGAGAAAUUGUGCCAGUAUUAAAUGAGGGAUUGCAUCGUAAACCAGAAGGCACCAUCAAAACCAUACGCAGCAAAUAUUCAUGUAAAAUAUUUCAUGAGGUAGCUAAAGUGGCAUUGAUGACUACUGAAGAACUUUUUGAAAACAAUUUAGACUUAGCGUCAUAUUCAAUGAGUGCACCUAUUAAUACAUUAAAGAAUGCGGAAGGUGGAGGAGACGCUUCGUAA
Glossina fuscipes is the source of this 996-nucleotide messenger RNA. Its product is annotated as G2/mitotic-specific cyclin-B3-like. Gene Ontology annotation, cellular component: centrosome; nucleus; cytoplasm. Gene Ontology annotation, molecular function: cyclin-dependent protein serine/threonine kinase regulator activity. Lineage: Eukaryota; Metazoa; Arthropoda; Insecta; Diptera; Glossinidae. The record is from RefSeq and is a predicted model, not a curated record. The transcript has a single exon. Gene Ontology annotation, biological process: mitotic cell cycle phase transition; regulation of cyclin-dependent protein serine/threonine kinase activity. The coding region runs from base 1 to 996 and encodes 331 amino acids.